Messenger RNA from Cantharellus anzutake, 624 nucleotides. RefSeq lists its product as uncharacterized. Bases 1 to 624 code for a protein of 207 amino acids. The record is from RefSeq and is a predicted model, not a curated record. The transcript has 5 exons. Lineage: Eukaryota; Fungi; Basidiomycota; Agaricomycetes; Cantharellales; Hydnaceae.
AUGACUGCGAAGACUCAUGCUGCGGUGUGUAAUCAGGAGAAAAGGUUGCCCAUUCGCCUCGCCUCGCCCUGUCCCAAACCCACUGCUAGCCGUUCCCGCCCUCUCUCGAGCUUGGUGGUGGCGGGUGAGGCUUGGGCGUCUGAGCAGCAAGGGCUCCCCGCGAACUCGGUGACGAAGAAUAAUCCAGAAGGUUCUCUUGCAAGUUUUUCCACGGGAUAUAUUGAUGCGUCACCUGGAGACAUAGUGAUCGAAACCAUUAUUGGCGAUCGGCACAAUCACGACAUCUCGACACGCCUAAAUUUCAAGACUACCACUACCGUGAGGGCCCCGUACCACCCACAAGUACUCCUGAAGGCGCCAAAUUCGACUGACCCGGCUCCCGCAGCCACAUCAAGAUCAUCCCAUGGAAUGUUGGACGAGAAAGGGUCAUCCAUUCGGGUCCCGAGCCCCUCCACUCCCCUCCCCCUCGGUAUGCGCAGCCUUUCCGGCAUCCGUGGCACCCGUCAGAGCUGUUACUCAGCGUCGCGCCCGAGUGGGCAUGACACCCUCAAUUGGCUGUUCGAGUCGGGUGUCCCGGUUGAUUUGCAUCUCGAAACGGCGGCGAGGUUCACGGGCAUUCUGUAG